GGACUGUCUACGACGCAUGAGCAAAGGUUUGGUGGACUUCGGCGCUUUUAGUGCUGAAGAUUUAGUGGCAGCACAAUGGGCCAAUGUGGACGUUCUCGUCACUAACCAGCUGAAGCUAAGACAGAGAAACUUCGCUCGCAACAUUGUCGCUGUAGUGAGUCGCAAGAUCUUGCCUGACAACCGAACAGCUGUCUCCGCCAUCUUAAUGAAUCGGACGCUUUGUCAUCCGGCAGCUGAUGUUGACGAUUUGAAACCGCUCAGUGACACAUUGGGACAGUACCUAGAAUCCCUGGUAACAGCAAAAUCGUGCGAUCCAAAAUUGUCACUUGCUGAGAAUAGACUCAAAACAACAGCUGAAUUCUUCGGAAAGGCUUGCAAGGCUGGUGUUUGGGUGCCUGAUAAAGUUAGGGACGCUGAACUGAAACGAACCUACCCAUCCCUAUGCCAAGCGUGUGCGACAGGCAGGUGUUCCAUCUCGGACCCAUACUGGGGCGACAGCGGCGCCCUGAACUGUUUAGCAGCUUCGGCUGGUGAUAUUGCAUGGGCGGAACUUGAUGACGUGCAGGCGUAUUUCCAGAGGGGCUUCGACCAGGAAGGCUUCGCAUACCUAUGUCGCGAUGGUUCUUGGCAGCCUUUGAAGAACAACAAGAACCCUUGCGUGUGGUUGGAACGACCGUGGAACGUUAUUGUCUCUAGACGGAAAUCAGCAACAGCUGUAGCUAACCUAACAUCCACACUAAUGAAUAGUUCAGUAACCGUUGACCGACACUGGCGAGGUGCUUUAGCGGCGUUAUUGGAUAUUCGUGAGGCUCUACCGGCUCCAUUGUCACCUCCCAUGCCACCAAUGGACUAUCUGGCUACGGCUGUCGGUUUCCGGGAGGCGUAUAGUCAACAUAGUUGCAAUCCCCCUAGACACAUAACUCUAUGUACAACAUCAUUAACAGAGAGUAUCAAAUGCCAAUGGCUCAGCGAGGCUGGCUCAGUCUAUGGCGUGUCGCCUCCAAUACAAUGUGCGAAAAGAGACAACACUCAUGACUGUAUGCUGUGUAUUACAGAAGGACAGUGCGAUGUCGUUAUUGCUGAUAGCGAGUGGCUGGUUGUUGGGAAACGGAACUAUUCCCUAACCUCACUUCUGCACGAAGCGACGCCAAUAAUCGAGAAAACUAAUACAGUUUUCGCAUACGCCAGAGCAGAUUGUCACUUUAAAAAGAUGGCGGAUUUACGCAGGAAAAGAGCGUCGUUCCCACACUUUGACGGCCAUGCGUUUCAUUCCGUUUUAAGCUAUUUAGCGAAAGCGUUUAACGAUACUUGCAAGAAUGUUGCUAACAAUUUCUUCAAAGAAAUAUGUGCUCCUGGUAUUGAAUUCUAUAACUUGCCCAAUGAAACUAAAAAUCAUUAUAUGAAAAACUGUUAUAAAGAGGGAGAUAAGUUGCUUGAUGGUGAGAUUCAAGCGCUGAGGGCUGUUGUAGAAGGAAAAACCGAUGUGGCUUUUAUAAGUAUGAAUACUUAUAAUUUGUAUAAAGACAAGCACAUUCCGGAACCCUGGGCCAAGAAUAUCAUAGAGCUUGUUCCUAUAUGCCCCGAAGAAAACAAAGAUUAUUGCUUUGUCAGCUGGUCUAACAUCGGCCACAUAUUUGCCUCGAAUAACAUAAGCUCGAUGAAACGCCAAGAAAUUAUUAAUGUCUUUACGCAACUGGAUCAGUUGUUUGGUAAACAUCAUGUCCAUAAACAAAUGUUCUCUAUGUACGGUCCUUUUAAUUUUAAACUAGAUGUUUUAUUCCAUAAUAUCACAAAAAGUAUUAAUACGGAUGAAAUGUUUAGAACGCGACCGUAUAGUCAAAUUCCUUUGAAUUUCGAAAGCAACCUUAACAGUAGUGACGUUUGUGUAUUUUCUGAUUUUUACCGAAGUUUUGGCGCGAAAAUAAUGCCUAGUACAUUGUUGUCAAUAAUUCUAGUCACGUCUUUAUUUUUAUUAAAGUAGGUAAAUUAGAAUGUGAUACUCAAUAAACAAGUUCAAAAAAUGUUCUAAUGAAAUUAUUCUAUUUUUUCGGAUCAAAAUCAUGGGUGGCAAUUGGGACUU
Molecule: messenger RNA, 2080 nt
Organism: Hyposmocoma kahamanoa
Lineage: Eukaryota; Metazoa; Arthropoda; Insecta; Lepidoptera; Cosmopterigidae
Product: transferrin-like
Exons: 9
Coding region: 17-1981 (654 amino acids)
Biological process (GO): iron ion transport
Cellular component (GO): recycling endosome; plasma membrane; early endosome
Source: RefSeq, a predicted model, not a curated record